Messenger RNA from Ricinus communis (castor bean), 794 nucleotides. RefSeq names its product UPF0047 protein YjbQ. NCBI's taxonomy places the organism in Eukaryota, Viridiplantae, Streptophyta, Magnoliopsida, Malpighiales, Euphorbiaceae. The transcript is spliced from 7 exons. The record is from RefSeq and is a predicted model, not a curated record. Bases 77 to 664 code for a protein of 195 amino acids.
UAAAAUAACAUAUUUGGGUUUCAUUCUCAUCUGGGCUACGAAAAACUUUGGUUUUAGUCUAAGAAGAAAGCUGCGGAUGAUGGCAUCUGCUCAUCUAUGGUUUUCCUCGUCCGCUCCAAAGCCCGUUUGGUUGUCGGCGUCUGCUGCUCCGGUGCCUCGCGUGAAUUCCCUGUACACUGCUAAGCCAUCGUCCCUUACUAACGAUUCCAACAACUCCAUGGCUACUACUUCCACUUCCAAGUGGGCCCAAAAAACUGUUACCCUUUCCCCUCACCGCCGAGGCUGCCAUCUUAUUACUUCCAAGAUUCUGAAUGAAAUUGGUUCGGACUUGUCAGAAUUCAAGUGCGGCCUUGCUCAUCUCUUCAUACAGCACACCAGCGCCUCUCUUACAAUCAACGAGAAUUAUGAUUCUGAUGUCCGUGAUGACACUGAGACCUUCCUCAAUAAGAUUGUCCCCGAGGGGAGAUCUGCUCCUUGGAAGCAUACACUAGAAGGCCCAGAUGACAUGCCGGCGCACAUCAAAUCAUUAAUGUUUGGAUGUCAACUGACGAUUCCAAUCACAAACGGAAAGCUUAAUAUGGGUACUUGGCAGGGAAUAUGGCUGUGCGAACAUCGUGACCAUCCUACUGCACGCAAAGUUGUGAUCACCCUUAAUGGAAUAUAAUAAGGCUUUAUGUUGUGUUUGUAAGUUGAGGUUGUUUUAUGUCUGUUUAGUGUUUACAUGUUAGUGGGACAUGGAAUGAGAUUUACUGGAUUUCAUGAAAACCGUUGGAUGAGAUAGAUUAUUGGCGUUC